GCAGAAUAAUAUAAAACUCGAUUCUCGUCGAUUUUUGCACACGGGCACCGAGUUUCUCAAUUACAACAGUGCAAAGACCUGUCAUGCGUAAGCCAUGCAUACAUUGCUCGAUGCAUCAUAUGUGGUCAUACGCGCCGUCAAUGUAACGAUAACUUUUCGAACGAGAAACGUAUUUGCUUGAUUCGAAGUAAUCGUUUCAUCAUGGGUAACUGUUGUGGAUUGGGUUACUCCAAAGAGGAAUCGUCAUCAUAUAGCGAGCGUGGAUACGUGCACCCCGAAGAUGCGGAUGUUAUGCGUAGAAAACUGGCAGAAGCAGCUGAGAAAAGAAUAGCCGAGCAGCAAUCACGGGGAUUGAAAGAUGCGGAAGCUGCCAAGAGACAUCAGCAGCGUGUAUCAGAAAUUGAAAGGAGAGAGCGAGAAGCUGCCAAGGCUGGAACUUCAGAACCUGCAUUAAAGUGGCAGGUAAACUAAA
Messenger RNA from Pseudomyrmex gracilis, 472 nucleotides. RefSeq lists its product as uncharacterized. The record is from RefSeq and is a predicted model, not a curated record. The coding region runs from base 202 to 471 and encodes 89 amino acids. Gene Ontology annotation, biological process: negative regulation of retrograde protein transport, ER to cytosol; positive regulation of autophagy; negative regulation of VCP-NPL4-UFD1 AAA ATPase complex assembly. The transcript has 3 exons. Gene Ontology annotation, cellular component: endoplasmic reticulum membrane. NCBI's taxonomy places the organism in Eukaryota, Metazoa, Arthropoda, Insecta, Hymenoptera, Formicidae.